GUGUUUAUAUAAUAUUUUAAUUAAAACUCACCAUUAUAUAUUUUUAAAAAUAAUUUAAAAAAUUGAAAAUAACUUAUUUAGUUAAUUCAAUUAUUAAUUUAAUUAUGAUGAAUUAAAAGAAAAAUUUAUAAUUAAUUAAAAAUAAAUAUUAAAAUAAUAUGACAAUGAACAAAUAAAAUAUCUUAUAAUACAUAUUUCAUUAAAAUUAUAUAAAAAUACGGUUUAAAUUUUUUUGUAAAUAAUUUGAAUAUAUAUACAUAUAUAUAUGUACAAGUGAAAUAAAAUAUGUUCGAAAUUAGAAAUAAUAUUUAUAAUUGUUUAAUAAUAAAUAAUUAUUAAAUUGACAUAUAAUAUAUUUGUCAACGAAUAAUUUUACAAACAUUUAUAACAUAGAUAAACAUAGAUAUUUAUUGAAAUAAGAAAUAAGAAAAAUAUAAAAUAUUUUUAAUAAUUAUAUUAAUAUCUAUUAAUAUUUAAUCUUCAAUAAUUUUAAUAUUUUUUCUGUAUUAUAUCAAUAAAUAUAAUAUAUAAUGGCAAAAUAUUAAUUUUUAAGGAAAUAUUUUUAAUUGAAAUUCUAUAUUUCGUAAAAGUACUAAUAUUGAUAUAUAAUUGUAUAUACAAAUAUAAAAAUUAAAUAAUAAUGUUAAAAACAUUAUGUAAAUUAUAUACAUUUAAAAUAAAAAAGAAUUUACAAAUUAUUUUAUUACAAAAAUGUUUUAAUUCAACAAUAAAUGUUCAAAAAAUAUUCAAAAAUAAUUUACAAAAUUCUAUAAAAUAUGAAAAUAAAAUUUUAAAAAUAAUAAAUAAUAAUAAUUUAAAAGACUUAACAAAAUAUAUUCACCCAACAUUUGCUGAAACAAUAAUAUCAUCCUAUAUUGAAAAUGGACCUUAUAAAUCAUUAAAUGAUUUAUUAAUAAAGACUAAUAUAAAUGAAAAUAUUUUGAAUGAAUUUUAUAAUUCAAUACUCAACCAUGAAAAAAUACCCCCAAAAAAAAUCAACAAAUUUACUGUAACACCCAAUAUCAGUGGAAUAAAAAUGCCACAAAUGAUAUUAGGAAUACAUGUGGGACCUAAUGCAAUAAGUUGGACAUUAUUAAAUUCUAAUUUUAAGAUACUAAAUUGGGAUUGUCUUGUUUGGAGGAAUAAAACCUCAAAAAUUACUACUUAUGAUAUAAUUAGUUCGACAUCAUCUUUUGUACAAGAAUUACCUAUAUCUAAUAAUAGUUCCAUUUCUUUUGUAAUGGAAGAAAUUGAUGCAUCAAAAAUGUUAUGUUAUCAAUUUCAAAUAAUCAUUGGUGUUGCAAGUUGUCUUAAAUUAUUGUUAUGUCAAGAAGAAAAUAAUUCAUCAAAAUUCUCAAAUAAUUUAUACAUAUUAAAACCUCGAUCGACAGCACGAUUCUUUAAACUUAGAGUUGGUAAUGAAACAAUUGCAGCAAAUUAUAUUUUGGAGAAAAUAUUAAAUAAAACAAAUGAAACAGAUGAAAAUUUAAAACAGAUACAAAUAUAUAAUAAAAUAAAAAAAAAAUAUAUGGAAAAAAUUGCAGAAGAAAAAGAACAAAUAGGAUGGUCUCUAUUAACAGCUUUAACUUUCGUACAUCUAGUUAAGGAUCAAUCUCUUAUAGAAUAAUUUAAAAUAAUUAAUUGUACAUAAAAUUUUUUUUUUAUGAAAUAUAAACUGAUAAAUAUUUUAUACAGUAUAUGUAAAAAAUAAAAAAGAAUUAAAGAAAUUCCAUGUGAAUUAAUAUUA
Apis cerana (Asiatic honeybee) is the source of this 1747-nucleotide messenger RNA. RefSeq lists its product as uncharacterized. NCBI's taxonomy places the organism in Eukaryota, Metazoa, Arthropoda, Insecta, Hymenoptera, Apidae. The record is from RefSeq and is a predicted model, not a curated record. Gene Ontology annotation, cellular component: mitochondrial nucleoid. Gene Ontology annotation, biological process: mitochondrial transcription; transcription elongation by mitochondrial RNA polymerase. Gene Ontology annotation, molecular function: DNA polymerase processivity factor activity.